GCAUGGAAUCCCACUUCGGAUGAGCUAUUAUUUUCAUUCUGUCCCAAUCAAGUCCCUUCGAAACCAACUAAGCGAGUUGUAUUGUCAACUAUUGCACGAUUUUAUGAUCCACUCGGACUUAUAGGGCCAGUUAUUACUAAAGCAAAAAUAUUUCUACAGCAGCUGUGGAAAGAAAAGCUUCAUUGGGAUGAAAGUCUGCCAGUCUCCUUACGCACAACUUGGAUCAACUUUAUUCAGCAGUUUGACUCUAUGCAACAAAUUUCUUUCCCGCGCCUAUCUUUCCUUCGAAGCAGCAACCUUGAAAUGCAUGGAUUUUGUGAUGCCAGCAUGAGUGCUUAUGGAGCUUGCAUCUACGCUGUUUCGCAAGGCGACAAUGGAGUCAAGGCAAAUCUUCUAUCUUCCAGAUCUCGUGUAGCGCCACUGAAGACUAUCACAAUACCCAAGUUGGAAUUAUGUGGUGCAGCGCUACUCGCUCAGCUUAUGCAUGAAGUGUCUUUGAUGAACUUCAAGUGCUCUUAUUAUUGCUGGUGUGACUCCACAGUCGUUUUGGCUUGGAUCAAGAAUCAACCAUCCAACUUCAAUGUAUUUGUCGCUAAUAGACUUUCUGUUAUUCAGGAACUCACAUCUGGAAUGUCUUGGCUGCACGUGCCAACUGAUCUAAACCCUGCCGAUAUGCUUUCUCGAGGAUCAUUACCAGCUGAGCUCAUCAAUUCUCAUCUUUGGAAGUAUGGACCUACAUACUUGACAGCCAGUAAGGAUCAAUGGCCAAGUACACCUGCUCUUCCAGAGCCGGUUUUGGAGGCACGAAAAACCAUACUAAUUACAAACUGCGCGUCAAGAUAUUUGGUGGAAGAAUCAAAGUUUGUAAAUUCCUUCCCCAAAAUGCAACGAAUUUUUGCGUAUGUAUGCAAAUUCAUUCAUCGACGAAAGUCUGGAAUAACUGUGGAGGACUUGCGUUUGGGAACCGAACUGCUUAUUCGUCUUACUCAACAAUCUCGUCUAUCCACUGAAAUAAGAGCCCUGGAAACGCGAAAGGACAUCAAGGCUUCAAGCUCGAUCGCCUCUCUUUCGCCAUUUUUAGAUGAUUGCGGUUUGCUUCGAGUUGGAGGGCGUCUUAAAAACUCUACCUUGGACUUUGAAGCACGGCAUCCCAUAAUAUUGCCCAAGAAUCAUUCCAUCACUUCUGCUCUGAUACGGCACUUACACGAAAAGCACCUUCACGCUGGACCCCAGUCGCUAUUAGCCAUCAUUCGUCAAACGUACUGGCCAAUCGGUGGCCGAAAGACCGUAGCACACGUAAUCCAAAAGUGUGUCAGAUGCUUUAGAGUGAAGCCUCGAACUCUCGAGCAAAUAAUGGCAGAUCUUCCGGUGGACAGAGUCAGCGAAUCUCGUGCAUUUUUAGUUACCGGCGUGGACUAUUGCGGUCCGUUCCUGUAUAAAUCAGAAGUUCGAAACCGGCCCCCACUAAAGUGCUACAUGAGCAUUUUUAUAUGCUUCUCCACCAAGGCGGUUCACAUCGAGCUUGUGAAGGAUCUUACAACAUCUGCGUUCCUCUCUGCUCUUCGCCGUUUCAUUUGCACCCGUGGAAGACCGAUUCGUAUUUGGUCAGAUAAUGCCACAAAUUUUGUUGGAGCGCGGAACGAACUGGCGGAACUUAAGUCGCUAUUCCUAAGCGACAGUCAUCAAGAAGCCGUGCAUCAAGCUUGUCUCAACGAUUGCAUCGAUUGGCGUUUCAUUCCUCCUAGAUCGCCACAUUUUGGAGGAUUGUGGGAGGCGUCAGUCAAGCUUGCUAAGCAUCAUCUUCGACGUGCCCUCGGAUCCUCGCUUCUUGGAUUUGAUGAGCUGCGCACUCUCGCGUGCAAUAUCUGUGCAAUCAUUAAUUCAAGGCCAUUGUUUCCUCUUUCAGAGAACCCUGCAGAUCUCGAUGUACUCACGCCCAGCCAUUUUCUAGUUGGCGCCCCUAUCACAACCUUCUUGGAGCCUGACUUGGUUCAUUUAAACGUCGAUCGCUUGGACCGUUGGCAGAAGGUCACACAGCUUCAGCAAAUUCACGUCAAUGAUGUCGUUCUUGUUAAGGACGAGAACUUCCCUCCUCUGAAGUGGCCUCUAGCGAGAAUCCUCGAGCUCAUCCCAGGAGCUGACGGCGUAUCUCGAGUCGCCUUGAUCAGGAUGGCUACAGGUGUUAGCCGAAGAGCACUUGCAAAACUAUGUCUAUUGCCUCUACGAGAUGAGGUGAAAGGCAUGGAUCCUUCCACGGGGGGAGUAUGUUCGGGCGAAGCCCGAGUGUAAAUUUUAUACCAUUGUUUUAUUGCCUAUCAAUUCACUUUCUUUUCUAUUUUGGUCAU
Molecule: messenger RNA, 2345 nt
Organism: Drosophila pseudoobscura
Lineage: Eukaryota; Metazoa; Arthropoda; Insecta; Diptera; Drosophilidae
Exons: 2
Coding region: 250-2289 (679 amino acids)
Molecular function (GO): nucleic acid binding
Source: RefSeq, a predicted model, not a curated record